AUGUUGAAGCUUUCCCGUCCGAACCGGACACUCUUCGCCAGAGCAUUCGGUUCAUCGUCGUCUUCUUCUUCUUCUUCUUCGCCGGCCGAUUUCACCAGCACUAUACUGAAUUGCAGAAGCCCUACAGAAGCGUUUGAGCUCUUCAAUUCGGCGUCGAAACAAGUCGGCGCAAGGAAGGAUCUUCAGCUUCAUUCAGCGAUUACUCAUGUGUUGGUCAGAGCCAAACUAUAUAUUAAAGCCAGGUGCUUGAUAAAAGACUUGAUACUAGAUCUUCAGAAGUCCUGCAAAUCCCGCCGUGCCUGUGAAUUGGUUUACAAUGCACUUAGCCGUUUGGAGAGGUCUAGAUUCUCUGCUCGGAAUGUUUUUGGAGUUUUGAUCAUUGCGUUAUCUGAGAUGGGUCUUGUUGAAGAAGCUUUGCGGGUGUAUGGCAGCAUUGGGGUGCUGCCAGCAACACAGGCUUGUAAUGCGCUCUUGGAUGGGUUGGUGAAGACGGGUCGGAUUGAUUCGAUGUGGGAGCUUUAUAAUGAUAUGGGCUCUCGUGGAUUAAGACCUAGUUGGGUUACAUAUGGGGUGUUAAUCGAGGGUUGUUGUAAGAAAGGCGAUCUCGUGAAUGCACGUAAGGUGUUCGAUGAAAUGCCUGAGAGAGGGAUUGAAAGGACAGUUGUGGUGUAUACAUCUCUUAUUCGUGGGCUGUGCAAUGAGGGGAGGAUGGUGGAAGCUGACAGCAUUUUUCGGACGAUGAGGAAAGAUGGUGUGAUACCAAAUCUGUGGACUUACAAUUGUCUGAUGGAUGGGUAUUGCAAAGUGGCUGAUGUCAAACAAGCCCUUGUGUUGUACUCGAACUUGCUAGGCGAUGGCAUGCGGCCGAAUGUUGUCACGUUUGGUAUUUUGAUUGAUGCAUUUUGCAAAGUUGGCGAACUGAUGGCUGCGAGGAGCGUUUUAGUGUGCAUGGUUAAGUUUGGUGCUGCGCCUAAUACGUUUGUGUACAAUGGUUUGAUUGACGGGCAUUGUAAGGUAGAAGAUGUUUCGGAAGCAAUGGAUUUGAAAUUGGAGAUGCAGAAGUAUGGUGUUCUUCCGGAUGUGUUCACUUACAGCAUACUAAUUAAAGGUCUAUGUUCUGUUUAUAGAGUGGAAGAAGCGUAUCAGUUGUUGCAAAACAUGAAGAAGGAGGGAGUUGCUGCAAAUGCUGUUACGUACAAUUCAUUAAUCGAUGGGUAUUGUAAAGAUCGCAAUAUGGAGAAGGCUUUGGAGGUGUGUUCUGAAAUGACCAAAAUUGGUAUAGAACCAAAUGUCACCACCUUCUCUACUUUGAUCGAUGCUUAUUGCAAGAUGGGGAACAUGGAAGCUGCUAUGGGUUUGUACUCGGAAAUGGUAGUUAAAGGCCUUCUGCCUGAUAUAGUAGCUUACACAGAUUUGAUUGAUGGCCAUUUUAAAACCGGGAACGUGAAAGAGGCUCAUCGCCUGCAUAAAGAGAUGUUGGAAGCACGCCUCACGCCCAAUGUUUUCACUCUUAGUUGCUUGGUAGACGGCCUUGGUAAAAAUGGAAAGAGUUCUGAUGCAAUCAACCUCUUUUCGGAGAAAACCAAAGUCAGUUCCAAUACAGAUGAAACCAAGGAAAUGGAUGGCGACUUCUGUUCCCCAAAUCAUGUGACUUAUACAGCUUUAAUUCAGGGUCUGUCUGUAGACAGCCGGAUUGUCGAGGCAACCAAGUUCUUUUUGGAUAUGAGAGUCAGUGGUUUGAGACCAGAUGCAUUCACUUACAUUGUCAUGUUAAAGGGCCACUUCCAAGUGAAGCAUACGCUUGGCGUGAUGAUGCUGCAUGCAGAUAUGAUGAAGACGGGUAUCAUUCCCAGUAUAGAUAUACGUCCGGUGUUAUGUAGGGCUUACCAAGAAAUUGGUGACCUAAAAUCAGCAGCUAAGUUAUUCUGAGAUCAAAUAGCAUUCAUUCAGGCCUUUGCUAUUCAAAUUGCGUGACAAGAGCUUUCUUGGUCAUAGAGUUUGAGCCUGCAGCCCUACACAGUUUGAGAAGGAAUGAAGACAGUAUGUCAGGUUGGGACCCUAUUCUGAGUUCAGUAUCCUGUGUCAUUGUGUUAUUGAUAGGGAAGGAUUGGCAUUGUUGAAUAGUCCAAUGCCAUUACUGUGAGCAGCAAAAUGCAGCUUUUAAGCGAUGCCAAAGUUCAAAAGUCUUUUUUUUUGCCAAAGUUCAAAAGUCUUUGUUAACCAAAAAAAAAGUUCGAAAGUCUUUGGUUAUAUGUCAAUUUAUUUAAUUUCAAGAUUACGAUACUAAAACUUAAUGAUUAAAAGUACAUCCAAUGAUGUUCUUUUUUUUUGCAUCAUUGAACUUUUUUUUUGCGUACCAUUAAUAUUUGAAUAGAUAUUUCAAAAUCGGAAU
This is a messenger RNA of Rosa rugosa (rugosa rose), 2392 nucleotides long. Its product is annotated as pentatricopeptide repeat-containing protein At5g61400. Gene Ontology annotation, molecular function: protein binding. The record is from RefSeq and is a predicted model, not a curated record. Bases 1 to 1929 code for a protein of 642 amino acids. NCBI's taxonomy places the organism in Eukaryota, Viridiplantae, Streptophyta, Magnoliopsida, Rosales, Rosaceae. The transcript has a single exon.